UAAUUUACGAGAAAACUCAAAGACAUCUGAUUGAUAAGAGUCGGUCGCUAUCCCGCAGGUUCCGUCGCUGUGUUUUCGCAUGUUCGGUGCUCCGUGACAGCUCGAUGAGUCCUGGCAACGAAGCGGCUCGGCUCAGUUUGACUCACACUUUUGCGAUCUCAUCUUUAGGGAAGAAAAUUGAACGUUUUUGAGGGCUGAGUUCCAAAAAUUCCAAAAUGGCCGAUCACCAUGGAAAUUCGUCCAGCAAUCACAUCAGUCAGGUGGACCGCGGCAGGCUGAGAUUGUCUUUCGACUUCCAAGCUAAUAGCACUCCUCCUGGCCAAACCAUCCAAAUUGCUCCGCAGAUAACCACAAUACCGCAGCCUAUCAUGGAAGGCAGGGCAUCGUCGGCUGCUGCUGCUAGACCAAACCUUCCCUUACUUAAGUCCCCAGAGGAGGGCAGAGCUGUCAAAGCAAGGCAGAGAGCAAGGCCCUUCCACCAGACUGAAUUCGUACCUGAAAAGGCUCGGGAGAGAUUCCGGAUUUGCCAGAGCAUCCACUCAACCGGCACUUUGCAGCUUUCCCCUGAUCUUGUGUACGAUUUCACAUCUGAUGACUUGCAAGACAUGGGUGAAAUUGGCCGAGGUGCUUUCGGAACAGUCAAUAAGAUGGUGCACCUUAAAAGUAACACAGUCAUGGCUGUGAAAAGAAUCCGCUCCACUGUUGACGAGAAGGACCAGAAGCAGUUGCUGAUGGACUUGGACGUUGUCAUGAAGACGAGGUGUCCGUACAUUGUGCAGUUUUACGGUGCACUUUUUAAAGAGGGUGAUUGCUGGAUUUGUAUGGAACUGAUGGAUGCGUCGUUGGACAAGUUUUACAAAUUCAUUUUUGAGAGGCUCAAUCAGCAAAUUCCUGAGGAAAUUUUAGGAAAAAUAACGGUUGCUACUGUGAAUGCGCUCAAUUACUUAAAAGAAGAGCUGAAAAUCAUCCACCGUGAUGUCAAACCGAGCAACAUUCUUCUCGACAGGCGGGGAAACAUCAAGUUGUGUGACUUUGGAAUAUCUGGUCAGCUUGUUGACUCAAUCGCAAGAACGAGGGAUGCUGGCUGCAGGCCGUACAUGGCUCCAGAAAGAAUUGACCCUCAGAGGGCAAGGGGCUAUGACGUAAGGUCGGACGUCUGGUCAUUAGGAAUAACUUUGAUGGAGGUGGCAACAGGACGCUUCCCCUAUCCCAAGUGGAACACAGUUUUUGAACAGUUACAACAGGUUGUCCAAGGAGACGCUCCUAAGCUAUCCGCCAACGAAAAUGGAAACUCCUUCUCGGAUGAAUUUGUUUCGUUUGUUAACACUUGUCUCAUUAAGGACGAAACUCAAAGACCGAAAUACAAUAAACUCCUAGAGCAUCCUUUCCUCCGGCAGAGCGAUGCAUCUAACGUCGAUGUGGCUGUGUAUGUCAACGGAGUAAUUGAGAAAAUGGCAAACAACAUCAGGCCUUCAUUUGAUGAUCCCUCGUACUAAUUAUAAAACUUAUAAAAGAAAACUCCUCGCGCCUCCAGUCCUAGAGGAGAUGCACCAAUCUAUUAGUAUUAUUGUUGAAUUAUGCAUUCUGUAUUUAAAUAGAUUUUUUAUUUUCAAUUUGCCUGUUGGAAUUUUUAGAUGAACUAAAGCAGCUGCUAUCACUGUUAAUUUCCGUUGUUUUUAUCACUCAAAUUUUUUAUCGGGAGUUAUUGCAACUUAUCCUUGACUCAAAACUUAUUAUUUUUUUUGCCAUUUAAUUCAUUUUAAUGUGUUGUUGUUAACCAAGCCUUAAACGCAAAUGUAUGUUAAUCACGCUCUUUCAAACUGCAAGUGGUAAGCAUAGAUGAUUUAAGAAUCAAUGCUUCUCUUAGCUCCACAAGGUCUCGCAAUAAUGCAACAAGAAUUGUAAAUUAGCCAGCAUGACAGGAUCAUGUUUGCCAGCAGGGACCUGAGUUAUUCUAAAGGCCGCCCAACUGGAAUUGUACUUUGUCAGGGCACUGCCUGCUAUACAAUAAGUGAAAAAUAACUUGUUUUGAGGAGAAAAACAAUAAAUUGAAAUAUUGUAUCUGAAUAAAAGCACCGUCUUG
Neocloeon triangulifer is the source of this 2083-nucleotide messenger RNA. RefSeq names its product dual specificity mitogen-activated protein kinase kinase 4 (gene Mkk4). Gene Ontology annotation, biological process: MAPK cascade; protein phosphorylation. Bases 216 to 1496 code for a protein of 426 amino acids. Lineage: Eukaryota; Metazoa; Arthropoda; Insecta; Ephemeroptera; Baetidae. The transcript is spliced from 9 exons. Gene Ontology annotation, molecular function: JUN kinase kinase activity; ATP binding. The record is from RefSeq and is a predicted model, not a curated record.